Molecule: messenger RNA, 661 nt
Organism: Ricinus communis (castor bean)
Lineage: Eukaryota; Viridiplantae; Streptophyta; Magnoliopsida; Malpighiales; Euphorbiaceae
Product: cyclin-dependent protein kinase inhibitor SMR2
Exons: 1
Coding region: 161-571 (136 amino acids)
Biological process (GO): regulation of DNA endoreduplication
Source: RefSeq, a predicted model, not a curated record
GUGUAAACUGUGAGAGAUAUAUUUUUCAAAAAGAUGAGAAAGAAAGAAAUCCUUAGUAGCAGAGAAUACAAAAUUGUCAAAACUCUCUCUCUCUCUCUCUCUCUCACUGACCAAACUUCUCCCAUAUUUGCAAGUUUUCAUAUACCUAUAAACCUAUUCCAUGUCUGAGGAUCGGCAACAAAACCAACAGAUUCUACCAAAACUUCAAGAAUUAGCAUCACGACAAGAACAAGAAAAAGAACAGGAACAGGAAGAUGGGGAUGAUGAUCAUGAGCUUCAAGUUCAUGAAGUACCAUCAGAAGAUCAUCAUCAACAUCAACAUCAUCAUCAAGAAGAAGAAGAAGAGUGCAAGACACCGACUUCAAGUGAUCACAAGAUACCAAGUAUUCAGACCUGCCCACCAACACCAAGAAAGAAAGCCCACAAAUCAUUCUUGCAUAAGAGAAAAUUGCCUGAGUUAGAGUUCUUUGAAGCUAGUAAUAAAGAUGAGGUAGACUCUUUCUUUCGAUCAAACUUUGAGAUGUCUAGGGUUGAAUCUCGUUCUAUUAAGAGGAGAUGUAAAAGUUAUUAACAUUAUUUAAUAAUUAAUUACAAUUCAUGAUCUCUCCAUAUGUGUAAAUAUGUAAUAUUUACAUAUUUAUUAUUAUUUUUCUUCUUUUUA